CCCAUUACUUCCGGGCCUUUGAAAGAAAAAAAAGCCUUUGGCCACGCCACAGGUAGAAACCGGCUCUGGAAGGUGGUGGGUCCUAUCCGCGGUUUGCACGGCACUUGCGGUUGAAUCUCCGCCAAGGAAAUGAUGCUGAGCGGCAGGUUGGGCCCUGGUGCCUUGGCGAGACUGUGGGGGCUGCUGCUGUUGCUAAACCUGGGUCGUGCCGUGCGAGCCUCGGAGAUCACGUUUGAGUUGCCAGACAAUGCCAAGCAGUGCUUCUACGAGGAGAUUAUGCAGGGCGUCAAGUGCACCCUGGAGUUCCAGGUGAUCACUGGAGGACACUAUGAUGUUGACUGUCGCUUAGAAGAUCCAGAUGGCAUUGUGUUAUACAAGGAGAUGAAGAAACAGUAUGAUAGUUUUACUUUUACUGCAUCCAGAAAUGGAACAUAUAAAUUUUGUUUCAGCAACGAGUUUUCUACCUUCACACACAAAACUGUGUACUUCGACUUCCAGGUUGGAGAUGAUCCACCUCUGUUUCCUAGUGAAAACAGAGUCACUGCACUUACUCAGAUGGAAUCUGCAUGUGUUGCAAUUCAUGAAGCUUUAAAGUCUGUCAUUGAUCACCAAACUCAUUUUCGAUUAAGAGAAGCCCAAGGCCGCAGCAGAGCGGAAGAUUUAAACACACGGGUGGCUUAUUGGUCAGUAGGAGAAGCUAUCAUUCUUCUUGUAGUUAGCAUUGGGCAGGUUUUUCUUCUCAAAAGCUUCUUCUCAGACAAAAGAACCACCACAACCCGUGUUGGAUCGUAACUCAUGUUGAGAAAAUAUUUCAAAUCCACUGUUCCUUUGUAAAAUACUGUUCUUCAAAUAAUUUCUAGUUACAGAACAAUUAAAUAUGGAGAACAUUUUAAAUAUGUUUAGCCUUCCCUCUCUGCUUAAAGUUGCAAAAUACACGUUCCCCAAAAGCUGUGGAAAAAGGCAGCUUUUUAUUUGUAAUAUAUGGAUUUUGUCCUGUUUAUGUCUGCACAGAGAUUUAACUUAAGGUUGCUACAUUUUUUUAAACAAAUGAGACUACAUGGGAGUAUAAUGCUUUAAAAUAUCCUUUAAAAUGUUGAUUUGGGAGAUCAUCCAUAUGAAAAGUGGAUGGCAGUCUGAUUUCUCAAGAAAAAAGUUAUGGGACUAAAACAAAAAACAAUGUGAUUAAUUGUAGUCUCAAAGCCAUGUACUGCACUGUUUUGAUUUUUCUAUGAAAAUGCCAGUCACAUUUUCUUGUAAUUUCUUGUUUUACUGAACCAAAUUUAAAACUGAGGACCGUGGGGAAUCCAGUUCUCUGUACUUGGAAAAUGUUUAUCUAAUUGAUUUUCAUUUUUCUUUUAAAUAAAUUGGGAGAAUGUCUUGUAACUCUCAGAAUUGUUCAAAUUGUGAUGCUGCUGCUUUGAAGAAUUGAAAUCUACAGGCAGAUCCACAAAUAAUCUGAGUCAGCCAUUCCCACUUGACAUCAGUAGGACUGAGCUAAAGUGCAAGUGGACUGGGAUAAAUGAUUUGUGCCUCCGAGCAGAAGGUCGCUUUCAGUAUAAUAUGUAGGUAGUCCCAUGUUCUCUGGGACCAGGUUUGAAUAAGUGGUUUGAGGAUUAUAACCUUUAAAAAUGGCUUAUUAAGCAACAUCUGUACAACCACCCAGCAUGGCUGUAUAAAAUCUGUGAGUUCAAUAUAUCUCCUUUUGGAGUCUUUAAAUUAACUGCUGGAAACCUAGUUUUCAUGGGUGUGAUGCACUAAUUUGUUGCUUGGUGCCAGCAGCCACCACUUUUGAGCUGGAGAGCCUCCUUGUGCAGUAGUUUACAAUCUUCUUGGUAUUUGGAUUUUCUUAGCUUGGAUCAAUCACUCUCUUUGCUCAUGACUAGCAUAUACUCAAAGGUUUCAUAGGUAUGUGAGAUCGCAUAUUGUACUGUAGUCAAAAGCAAUCAAAGUAACAUGAUAAACACAUCUAUUUGAAAGUAAGUCUCAGGGCCAAACUAGUUGUUCGUGUUUUUGAAGAGUUGGGUCCUGGUUCCCUGCAGCCAAGCAGUGCAGGAAAGCCAUUCAGAGGAAGGCAGUAGCUCUUCCUGUACACGUGUUGGUGCUUCAAGACCAAACAGGCUUUCAUUUAUUUUUUAAAAGUUGUCACAUGCAGCUGCUGUGGGGAACCCAGCCCCGUUACUCAAGUCUUUAAAAACACAAACAUGUAGUUUGGCCCUCACAGACUUCAAGAGAGUUUAUUUGUAUAUUUUGAAAUAAAGAAGGCAGCUUGUAUCAAGGAAAAAAUAGAAACUUGACUUGCAGUGUUGGUAAACAUGAAGACCACUGAAGCUAACAAUCACAGAAACACACUUCGCAUUGAAUUUUCCAACAAAGUUGCCUCACUCUGUUUUUGCAAUUGUAGGUAGUCCCUACAAUUGUGUAGGUAUGCUAUCAGUCCCAGAAAAAUGUGUUACACACACCCAUGUAUGAACCUGGAUCAUUGUGUCAAAUUUAAAUGCUGGUGGUUGUAAGGAGGGGAGAGUUAGAUUCACCUUCAUAUUGAGCAGUUCAGCUUCGAUGAUGAAUCUGAGGAUUCUUAGUUUAUUUAGUUAUUGAGUAUGUUAAAGUGUCCCCUUAAUUACUCUGUGUGCGUGUGAGAGAGAGAGGCUUUAAAAAAACCCUAUAAAAGUGUGUAUUUUAGGGCCAGGGAAGACCUGUAAAUGAUUAAAGCCCCAUACAAGUAACUCAGUGUGUGAUUUUAUUUCAUUUUUUACUGUAGCGCUUCAGCUUGUAUAAAAUAAACUUGACUGUACCUGCAGGGUAAUUAUGACAAGACUAUAAAAUAAACUCAUUAUUGCUGGAGACUAACUUGCCGCUCCAUUUCUACUAUUGAGAAAUAUUUAGGAGCCUUACAUAAACAAAGGGUUGGUAUGUUACCAAUAAUGGUUAGGGGAUUUGGCUAUAAAGAGCAAAGGUCUUGUGAAAGCAUACCUGUUCAGA
Messenger RNA from Gekko japonicus, 2979 nucleotides. RefSeq names its product transmembrane emp24 domain-containing protein 7-like. The record is from RefSeq and is a predicted model, not a curated record. Bases 130 to 792 code for a protein of 220 amino acids. The transcript is spliced from 4 exons. Gene Ontology annotation, biological process: endoplasmic reticulum to Golgi vesicle-mediated transport; Golgi organization; intracellular protein transport. Gene Ontology annotation, cellular component: endoplasmic reticulum-Golgi intermediate compartment; COPII-coated ER to Golgi transport vesicle; endoplasmic reticulum. Lineage: Eukaryota; Metazoa; Chordata; Lepidosauria; Squamata; Gekkonidae.